Messenger RNA from Eublepharis macularius, 1444 nucleotides. It is a transcript of the gene TMEM95, whose product is annotated as transmembrane protein 95. The record is from RefSeq and is a predicted model, not a curated record. The transcript has 7 exons. The coding region runs from base 1 to 576 and encodes 191 amino acids. Gene Ontology annotation, biological process: fusion of sperm to egg plasma membrane involved in single fertilization. Gene Ontology annotation, cellular component: acrosomal membrane; sperm plasma membrane. Lineage: Eukaryota; Metazoa; Chordata; Lepidosauria; Squamata; Eublepharidae.
AUGGCCUCUGCAGCAGUCGCCACUCAAGGGGUCCUCUGGCCCACCCCUCGGACACCCCCAGCUCCAGCUGCUGCCACCCUCCUGCUUCUACUCCUGGCCAGCGGAUGCCUGGGUGCCGAUGGGUGCCUCCCUUGCCACCCACAAUUCAAGAACCUGAAGAGCCGUUUUGCCCAUCUCUGUGCUCAGUACCGAAAACGUUACAGCCGGCAGAACUACGAGCUUUCCUUGGAUUUGAUUCUGGAAAAAACCCACCGCGUCUUCCGUGUUAUUGAAAUAAACCAAAGCCUGGAAGAGUUUCCAAAGUUUUGGGACUGGCUUCACAAAGUGAAGAUGCCAGAGCAGAGCAGAGACGCUUUGUGCCCUCCAGCUUGCCAUGGCUCAGCUCCAGUGGUCAACUGCUCUUCCUGCCGAAUGGAGGAUACGGCCUGCUGGGAUAUGAAGACCUGCUACCCAGAGCGCCUUGAUCUACAGAAGGCAGUCACGCUGCUGAGCACCAUCUCCGGCUCCUGUCUCUUUUUGGGUGUGGUCACAUGUGCCCUUGAAUUCCGGUUCCGUCCAGGGCUUGCCAUGGAGUGAGUGCCCAAGAGAGAAAGAGGCGGCAUUCGGAACACCCCCCAAGAGUUUCCUUCCAUGACCACAAGACCAGAGCGUGUGUGUAGGGGGGGGGUGAGAGGGGAAAUAGGGCAGUGUGAGCUGGCACAAGUGUGACUGACUACACUUCAGAGGAGUGUGUGACUGCAAAGGCAUGUGAACAGCCGUGUGCCAGAGUCUCAGGAAGUGAACGGUGCUUAAGGGGUCAGGCUGUGUGUGCGCACAUGCAUAUGUGCGCACAUGUGAAAAGGGCAUGUGUCGAUACGGUGAAUGUGCAGAGUGCGCACAAGGGUAGCUGGAAAGCCCCGGGGAGAAUAGACCAUGCCCAUAGGAAGGGGGCACGUGCACCAGGCUAGAUGUGCAAAGGUGCACACAGAGGCACAUAGAAGCUACCUACAUCAUGCGGUGUUCCAUGACCGCCUGGGUCCUUUGCAACCUUCCAGGCAUUUCUGCGGGGGAAGGCCCUGAGCCGCUGCAGGAGAUGCACCCAUGGAAACCGUUGUGUUGCCCUCAAGCCUCUGGUGCAGGAGUGCGGAGGCCAAAUGCUGCAGACUCGUGCCUCACAUAUUAGCGCAUGAAAAGGGCAGCCCAGGGCCGGGGAACGGAGCAUUGUCUCCUGUUCAGUGUGUGGCUGCUCUCGCCUCGACUAAUUAAAUGCUCAGGUUGCCAAUUUAAAAAUGUCAGUUGCACGAAGUCUAAAACGAGGACUCUCGAGGCUGCUUUCGCUGGGCCUUCAUGUCCUUCCCUCAUGCCCCCCAACGUGUCUCCACACCUGUUUCUUCCCCGCUCCUCCACUCUGCUUCCUCCAUCUAUGCCCCCUCCCAUCCAAGCAGAGGACCAUAGGUGUCUGUAG